Asterias rubens (European starfish) is the source of this 10877-nucleotide messenger RNA. Its product is annotated as sushi, von Willebrand factor type A, EGF and pentraxin domain-containing protein 1-like. The record is from RefSeq and is a predicted model, not a curated record. Gene Ontology annotation, biological process: axon guidance; negative chemotaxis. The transcript is spliced from 46 exons. NCBI's taxonomy places the organism in Eukaryota, Metazoa, Echinodermata, Asteroidea, Forcipulatida, Asteriidae. Bases 56 to 10000 code for a protein of 3314 amino acids. Gene Ontology annotation, molecular function: calcium ion binding; Roundabout binding; heparin binding.
CAUUAGUGGGCACUCCAUUAGUGGAAAAGAUUCAAGACAUUGCAACAAAAAAGGAAUGUGGACGGACUCUAUGCCAGAAUGUAACCCAAUUAAUUGUCCCACUUUGACUGGAGUAAACUGCACCAAGGGGUUUGAGUACAAUAGCAUCUGUACACAUUUCUGCCAGCAGCCUGGCUUUAGUAUUGCUCAGGGGCAAACAGGGGUGAGAGUCUGUGACCAGGCAGGACAUUGGACUGGCUCACAUCCAAAAUGUGUUGACAAACAAAAGCCCAGUCUGACCUGCCCUAAGAGUGCAAACGCUUAUGCAAAUGCUGGAGAGACCUUUACGAGUGUCAGCUGGGAGCUGCCCACUGCUGCUGACAACUCCAAAACCAAAGUGGAGGUUGUGCAGACAGCAGGCCUACCACCCAGAGGAACAUUUGGCAAAGGGUCACACAUCAUCCAAUAUGAAGCCCUGGAUGGAAGUGGCAACAGAGCGACCUGUGAAUUCUCUGUCGUUGUUCAAGUCAUUCAGUGUCCAACUCGCCUAUUUCGACCAGCUCAGAUAAUGAGAUGCACGUCGCUGUUCAUUUAUGGCUCUGUAUGUCAUUUUUCCUGUUCACCGGGCUAUGUUUUGGAUGGAGAAGAGACUAAUGAGUGCAUGCAACAGGUGGAUUCAGCUACUGGUACAUGGAGUGCUGAACAGCCCCACUGCACAGUUCUCACAUGCCCGCAGUUAACUCCUCCAGAAAAUGGCAUGUUCUUUGGAAACACAUCUUGCUUAACUACCUAUGGCUCUUGGUGCCAAUUUGAGUGUGAUGCUGGUUACCAGGUGGUUGGGAGUAGAGUUCGAAGAUGUCAUGCACAGGCCGGAGAAAGUGAAGGAUUCUGGGAAGGUUAUGACACUCAGUGCAAAAAACAAACCUGCCCACGAGCCUAUGUUGCUCCCCACGCCUUCAUAACGAACCAAGAUGAGUGCCCACUAACUGACCAGGUACCUGCAGGCUCUAGAUGUCACUAUGCCUGCCUAAAUGGUCACGCAUUGACAGGGUCAGCAGAGGUCAACUGUGGAUCUGAUGGUCAAUGGGAGUCGAUGUUUCCACAUUGUGAAGCUGUAACUUGUGACAGCAGUGAGUUACUUCAACCUGAGAACGGUAUCAAAAAUGGCUGCCCUAACGAAGAAGAGGUUUUUGGCACAACAUGUACUCUGAUAUGUAACCAAGGAUUCAUGCCAACACAGCCCACAUACGUAACAUGCACUGAUGAUGGCAAUGGAUUUGGAGUAUGGGACAAAAAUACAGUCACAUGUGAAGAGGUCCAAUGUAAUCCCCUAGAAAUCCCCAGUAGCCAAGGCUACAUGCCAAUUACCUGCACCCAUAAAAAUAUUGAGGUAAUGGAGACGGACCAACUACAGAGGUACGAGACAGUAUGUGAAAUGAGUUGUGCAUCAGGAUUCACCAGCACUGGUACAGGGAGUAGAAUGUGUCAGUUAAAUGGACUCUGGGAUGGGACCCCUCUUCAAUGCAUUGAUAUAACACCACCAUUGGUGCAGUGUCCAGCUUCUAUCACUCUGUAUGCUGAGCAGGGAACCACCUUCACUGGUAACACCUACGGAUGGGAGCCUGUACAGGCCACUGAUGCUAGCGGAGAUGUCAUAGCAAACUUGGUUACCAUAAAUGACAUGGAAGUGGCAGCCAAUAGGAGCACGAUACUCUCAGAAGGAUUUCAUUUACUUGUUUAUGAAGGAGAAGACACCAGUGGUAACGUAGCAUCCUGUGUCCUCUCUGUCAGUGUACUAGUAACUAGAUGCCCACCAUUGUUUGGACCACGGAACAGCGAGACCAGCCUUCUUUCUGGACACGGUGACUGUGACCAGUCCACAGUGUAUGGCUCUGUCUGUAAAGUAGACUGUCUGGAAGGCUACACUCUGUCACCUGGAGGAAGUGACGUCAGGAUUCGAUGUAACAAGAAGCAAUCGUCAUCGACUCUAGGCUUCUGGGAAGACACAGAUGUAGACUGCAUCCCAAGUACCUGCAAGGUUCCAGCCCUCACUAAUGCCUACUUAUCAGGGUGCAUUGGCACUGAGGUAGAUUACCAAACAUCGUGUGCUUUUGUCUGCGAUCGGGGUUACCAUAGGAACCAGACAAGUAGGACCACACGGACAUGUCUUGCUGAUGGAAUGUGGACAGGAGAUGAGUUUUCUUGUGAAGCUGUUUCAUGCAGAGGCUUUCUGAGUGUAGAGAAUGGCGCCAUUGAACCAGAAGAAUGCACCACUGAAUCUGAUUUGCCUUUCGAUACACGUUGUACUUUCACUUGUGUGGAUGGCUUCACCUUGAAAGGGUCUUCCAUUACAACUUGCAAUGCUGACGGUGUGUGGAGCAGCCCGACAACAGUGUCUUGUAUUGAUCAAGAGCCACCAGUAUUUGACGACAAUUGUCCACUAAACUUUACAAAGACAGCUCCAAAGCAGAUGAGAGAAGCCUUUGUUUAUUUUAAGACACCAACAGCCACAGAUAAUUCCGGUUUUGUAAAUGUUCACAUUAGCUCUCGUCACCUGGCAUCAGGAUCAUCAUUUCCUGAGGGGUUCACUAGCCUGAAUUAUAUUGCAAAUGAUAAAGCAAUGAAUAGCAAAAGCUGUCAAGUUUACAUUACUGUCCAAGUUCUUCGCUGCUUCACUUUGGAAGCCCCAGCCAGUGGAUCUCUCAGUAAGUGCCCAAGUGUUAUCUUGGGCUCCACAUGUAACUUCUCAUGUAAUGAGGGGUACAAUCUACUUGGUGAUGAGAGUAGGACAUGCGAGCAAGUCAAGGGCAAAGUAGCUUGGUCUGGUGCUACUCCAUUAUGCAAACCAAUAACUUGCCCAGCUUUGGCUAACGACGAGAAGGUGAUACGCUCUGGCUGUCGUCAUUUCCCACCAGCCUCCGAGUUCCUGGGCACCACCUGUUUCUGGGACUGCCCAUACGGAUAUGGUGGACUUGGUUCCUCACAGUCUAGAUGUCGUGCAAACGGCGAAUGGGAUAUUGUGGAUUUCAGAUGUGAAGAACGUCAAUGUGAACCAUUAGUUCCAGCAACCGGUUUAGAAAUAGUUCCAGCAGAAUGUCUAAUCUCACCAGAUUAUAAUGAUGAGUGCUCUUUACGCUGCUCCAAGUCUGGCUACACAGUGAACCUUCUAUACACCAGUGUCAUUUGCCUUGGUAGUGGAGAUUGGUCGCAGAAUAUUACAGAAAUCAAAUGCAUUGAUUAUGAAAAGCCACACUUCACCACGUGUCCAACGGAUUUCACCACAUACCUCCCAGAAAGCUCAUUAGAGGCGACUGUACAGUGGAAGGUAUUAGCAACAGAUAACUCUGGUGAAACACCAUCUGUAAAAUGCAGCCUACAACAGCCAGCUUUGCUUACUGAGGGCAACCAUUACAUCAAUUGCACAGCAGUUGACACUGCAGCAAACCAGGCAUACUGUAACUUUGAAGUUGCUGUGAAAGUACGUCGAUGUCUUGAGCUUAAUCCACCAAUCUUUGGCGAGUUCAUUGGAUCGUGUAACAACAGUUAUGGUAGCACUUGUCGCGUUCGUUGUACAGAUGGGUACGUUCUUAAUGGGAGGGACACGGCUAAAUGUUCAAGGGAUAUUAACACCGGAUCAAUGUCUUGGUAUCGGGACAGUUCACGCCCAACUUGUCAAAUUGUGAAGUGCUCUCCCUUGCUGGAUGUGGUCCCUGAAAAUGGUGGUGUGUCUCCUGCUUACUGCCAACAAACUUCUUCAUUCUUUGGCACAAGUUGUCAAUUCUAUUGCAAUUAUGGAUUUGAGUUGAUUGACCCCAUGAGUCAGAUGAUAGUGUCGUGUCAACCUGAUGGAUCAUGGAGCACAGACAUCAAUGAUCUUCAAGUAAAGUGUAGAGAUAUCUUGCAGCCCUACCUGACUAAAUGCCCAGGAUCCAAGGUGGCCUUUAUGUCUGGUGAGACACUCGGGGUCAAUGUAUUCUUCACUCUGCCCACCGCCUUGGACAAUUCCAACGAUAAGCUUACCGUGGUGAAGACACCGUCUAAUAUUGAUUCUCCAUACAACUUCACUAAAGACACCAAUGUGUCGUAUGUGUUUAGCGAUGCAGCUGGGAACAGCGUGGAGUGUUUUUUCAGAGUUGAAGUUCAAGAUGACUAUUCACCACUUGUUGAAUUUUGCCCUGAUGACAUCAAUAUAACCACCACCACAACAAAAACUCAAGUAGUCUGGCCAAAGCCGAUGUUCCGUGAGUUAACCGGUGAUAAAUUGAAUAUUUCACCCAGUCAUCGCAAUGGGACAGAGUUCCCUCAGGGCACUUUUAAUAUUCUGUAUACUGCAACCAACACAGAUAACAGCAAGACCAGUUUGUGCAAGUUUACAGUAACAAUAAGUGGGACACGUUGCCCAAAACUGGAGCCACCAAUAAAUGGUGCGACAGCAUGCCAUGAGUUUCCACUUGGAGAAGGUUGCACCAUGCUCUGCAAUGAGAAUCACGACAUUGCCAGGUCAGAUAAAUUCAGCGUUAGGUCCUUGUUGUGUUUUUCUGAUGGAGUUUGGUUUCCAUCUGGGAAGUUUCCUGAUUGUACUGGGAAGAAACGACCCCUUGGCUCCAAAGUCUUAGCUUCAGUCAACUACUUCAGCGGAGACUGCUCUUCAGCUGCAGCACAAACACAGAUCGAAACUCAAUUUGUUACAAUUUUUACCACGUCAACUCUAUUCCGUCGAGUUUGCUCUGGAGCGUGUACAGUCGACAAUGUGAUUGUGACUUGUGGUCGAAUACGUAACCGAAGAAGCAUACAGGAGUCCCCUCUCAACUACCCUACCUCUUUAGAUCUCAACGGUACUAUCAACGCGGUCAGAAAGCAAGAGUUUACUGAGCAUGUGCACAAGUGGCUGACUGUUUUAAGGAACAAUGGGACGAUUCCACGAGACACUCAUGAUGUUCGACAUCGCCGCUUUGUGACCUCUAAAUCGCGUAAUCAAUUAAACUUGCGUAUUCGGCGUGAUGUACAUAUGACACAUACAAUCAGUAUUGAAUUCAACACAGUCUUCACUAUGCCAAAUAUGUCUGACGGAACAGUUGGAGAGGAUAAAAUGUAUGACAUAGUGGACUCUCUGAUUAACAUGGCGAAUGACGGUGAGCUGGGUUUGUCCGUACCUGACUUAGAGAUUGAUCCGCAGCCAGACGUUUCUUAUGAGGAGCCUGAAUUGUUAUGCCCCCAUGGAUUUAGUGCUUCACUGACGUAUUCUUGUGUUGGCUGUCCUUAUGGGAUGUUUUUUGACAACAGUUCAAAGACCUGCAAGGAAUGUGCGAUUGGGGAGUAUCAAAAUGAAGAGGCCCAGUACAACUGCAAAAUGUGCCCAUUAAGAACCUCUACCAUCACAACAGGCUCCAAGAACCACACCGACUGUUUGGGAAUUUGUCCAAGGGGUCAGUUUUCAAUCUCUGGACUAGAGACAUGUUCAAAAUGUGCCAAAGGGUCCUACCAGACCCAGGAGAUGUCAACCAAAUGUCACCAAUGUCCAGUCGGUCAAUCAACGGCCAGAAUCGGUGCUACUGAAUCAGCGGAAUGUAUCGAUCUCUGUUCAACGGGUACCUACUCCAAGACAGGUUUGCAGCCUUGUACGCCUUGCCCUCGUCAUACCUACCAGCCAGAGGAAGGACAAGGAUCAUGUUAUCCCUGCCCCAUCCAUAAAAUAACUCAAAGCACAGGAGCAUCAAGCCUGGAUAUGUGCCUGAAGCAACUUUUGUGUAAGGAUAGUUCAUGUGUGAAUGGUGGAACGUGUGUAGAACUAGGAGAGACUUAUCACUGCGAGUGCCCCCAUGGGUUGACAGGUCAGCACUGUGAAUCAAACAUCAAUGAUUGUCAUCUUGAUUCAUGUUAUAAUGGUGGAACCUGCGUUGAUAAACUUAAUGGAUUCAGUUGCUUAUGUUCUGAUGGAUUUGAAGGUGAUGACUGUUCCAUUGAGAUAAACGAAUGCUUGAGUGACCCCUGUCAGAAUGAAGGAACGUGUAAUGACAAGCUGAACGGAUUCAAAUGCAUAUGUAAUGAUGGUUUCACAGGUGUCAUUUGCCAAACAGACAUUGACGAGUGCCAAGACUUGCCCUGUCUGAACGACGGGUCAUGUAUCAAUCGUGAAGGUGACUACGAGUGUGCUUGCUUAUCUGGUUCUACCGGGGAAAAUUGCGAGACUGACAUCAAUGAGUGCCAAUCUAAUCCAUGCCAGCAUAACGCCUCAUGCAUCGAUGCUUUUGGAUUGUAUUACUGUCAUUGUGGUACUGGCUACUCAGGCAGCAAUUGUGAGGAGGACAUAGACUUGUGUGCAGACAACCUGUGUGCCAGCGGAGCAACCUGCCAGGACUUAGAUGACAGGUAUAAGUGUGCAUGUCCCCGGGGUCGUGGGGGGGUACACUGCGAAACGGUGUUGGACCUAUGCUAUCGUCAUCCAUGUGAGAAUGAAGGACACUGUUUACAUUCUUCAAUAGAUGAGAGGGGUUAUACGUGUGAAUGUCGGACAGGGUUUAUCGGAAUGCGUUGUGAGAUGAACCUUGAUGAAUGCCUAAGUGAACCAUGUUCCAAUGGAGGUACAUGCCAUGAUCUUAUUGGCAUGUUUGAAUGCAGCUGCACAGAAGGAUUUUCAGGACCAAGGUGUGAAGUUCAUGUUGAUUUAUGCAGUCCCAAUCCGUGUCAACACAACGCACCAUGUGAAGAUGAGGGGGAGGAUUACUAUUGUACAUGCCCUGCCGGCCUCUCAGGGCAACACUGUGAGAUAGAGUUAGAUCUGUGCCAGUCCAGGAUAACCUGUCUGAAUUCGGGCACUUGUGCACCGCCCUCUAGUGGCAAACUCUGUUUCUGCUGGGAAGGAUUUGGAGGUGAAUAUUGUGAAAUCAAUUUAGAUGACUGUGCUGAGAAGCCUUGUAUGAAUAAUGGCUUGUGUCUGGAUGGUAUCAAUAGUUUCACCUGUAAAUGCUGGAACGGAUUCACUGGUACCCAAUGCGAGAUUCAAAUCAAUGAGUGUGAAUCCUCUCCGUGUUUAAAUGAUGGUACUUGCGUGGAUCAGACCAAUGAGUACCAGUGCAUAUGUGCUCCAGGGUUUACAGGCACCGAGUGUGGCACUAACCAGGAUGACUGCUUCGUGGGUGCCUGUGAGAAUGGACAAUGCCUGGAUGGCGUGGCAUCAUUUAGCUGUGUAUGCAGCAGUGGUUUCUCUGGUCGAAGAUGUGAUGUUGAGAUCAAUGAGUGCCAGUCCUAUCCAUGUGUAAACGGUGGGACGUGCCGUGACCUGGUGGAUGGGUUCACCUGCGAUUGUGCCAAUGGAUGGGUUGGUAAUCAGUGUGAGAUUAAUGAAGAUGAUUGUCGAGACGACCCAUGUGGAUUUAACGGGCGCUGUAUCGACAACCAGGGGUUCUACAUGUGUAGCUGCUUUUUAGGUUUCACUGGAAGGAAUUGUGAAACCAACAUUGAUGAAUGCCAGAGAAAUCCAUGUCGUAACAAUGGUCGCUGCAUUGAUAGGAUCAACUCCUUCUCCUGCAUAUGCACAAAAGGUUUCAAAGGAACACUUUGUCAAAUUAAGUUAGGUUACUGUCAACCCAACCCUUGCAAGCAUGGUGGAAGAUGCUUAGUAAGUGCCCAUGACUUUCAUUGUCAAUGUCAGAGUGGUUUUGAAGGAGAGAUUUGUGAAGUCAACAAGGAUGAUUGUAAUGGACAUCAGUGCCUUAAUGGAGCAGAAUGUGUUGAUCAGAUGAAUCGCUAUAUGUGUCGCUGUACUCCGGGAUACACUGGUCGUUUCUGCCAAACACAGUUAGAUAUCUGUGCUGCUGAACCUUGCCAAAAUGGUGCACAUUGUCUGCCUUCAGGAAAUCAGAACAACCAUUGCGAAUGCGAGCCAGGUUUUACUGGUAUACUGUGUGAAGUCACAAUCGACAACUGUCACCCAAACCCGUGUCUUCAUGGAAGCAAAUGCAUCAAUGGAUUCAAUUCUCACACCUGUAACUGUGCACCAGGCUUCACAGGUGUAGAAUGUGCCAUCAAUGUAGAUGAAUGCAAUAAUCACAGCUGUAUGAAUGACGCCCAGUGCAUUGAUGGUAUGAAUGAUUACCAGUGCAUGUGUCGACGUGGAUUCGCUGGUAGAUUCUGUGAUGAAGAUUCCAUGAUUGACUUUGAUAUGGUCUUCCAGGACAACCUACCCAAACAGUUUGUCAGAUUACAGCCUGCCAUCAGCGAAACCCUGUCGGAGUUUACACUAAGUCUAUGGAUUCGUACAAUGACAUUAGAGUGUACGAUACUCUCUUAUAACAUGCUGGGAUAUAGGGCCAUAGAAGCAGCAGAGUUUGCCCUCAGAAGACCAGAGGCUUUGGAAGUUUAUAUCAAAGGUGUUAAAUUUUCAUCCACGGUGAGUGUAAAUGACAAUCGCUGGCACCAUCUUGCCAUUAUGUGGAACAACAGAGGCCACCUGCUCAUCUACAAGGAUGGGGUUUUGAUGUUUAGGAUACGCAAUCGCAAUGGGAGUGACGAUCAGAUUGAGAAAGACGGACAAUUUCUACUGGGACAAGUGCAUGGAACAGCCAGAACCACGUCGGACGUUGGUUUAAAUGGCUCUUUGAGCAACAUCAAUUUGUGGGAUACGAUACAGGACAGCCAAUUUAUUGGGAAACUUGCCCAAGAGUGUGGCUUGAUUACUCCAGGCAACGUUAUUGCUGCAUCAGAUUUCAUCGAAUCAGCUACACUAGGAGACGUAAGAAUCGAGACGCCAUCAUUGUGCGAUGUGGUGGACGACUGUGCAUCUAAUCCAUGCCAUUCAGGCAGUGUGUGUCAAGACAAACCGGGAUAUUACACUUGCCAAUGUCUCGAUGGGUUCACUGGUCAACAUUGUGAGAUAAACAUCAAUGAGUGUGAAACGGCACCGUGUCUCAAUGGUGGGAGUUGUGUGGACGGUAUCGGGACUUUCACCUGUGUUUGUUUACCAAUCUUUGGGGGCAGAUUGUGUGAAGCACUAAGAGGGGAUGGUGGUUUUACUGAGUGGAACGCAGGAACUCCUUGUAGUCGAUCAUGUGGUGGAGGUACAAAGACACAAACUCGCUUCUGCACCAAUCCUUCUCCAUCCAACGGAGGAAGAGAAUGUCAGGGGUUUUCUACUAAGAUAAUAUCUUGUAACACUCAACCUUGCCAAAGUUGUAAGGAACUGGACCAUCCACGAGCAGGAGUGCUUCAUUGUGAUGAGAAUGACAACGAACAGAACUGUACGAUUUCAUGCCAGGAAGGGUUUGAAUUUAGCCAAGCUGUUACCAGUUACCAGUGUGGUCCGUCUACCAACUACCAGUGGUCACAUGAGUCUAUCGAUAACCCAGCUGCCAUCCUACCUGGAUGUACUAGAUACAAGCCUCCUACAGGCGCUGUCUGUGAAACUAAAAUGGUGUAUAGGAAUCUUCGCUGUCAAGGGAACGAGGUUGAAAGAGAUGCCAGCAUUUAUGAGUUGAUCAAGAGUACUGUCCAAUCCAAUUUAGACUUACUGGAGUGCGUCAAAGACCAAACAUGUGCUGUAAAACAAAUCCAGGUAAGUCGCUGCAGUCUCAAGAAAGAGCAUCAAGUGUUUAAUCUGACUUUCCGCCUAGAGUCUGAUGCAGACAUUCAAGAUGAGGUCAACCUCACGAAUAAAAUGGUUUUGAAUCGGGCCGCCGCUAAGAAGGCAAUAGCUUCACUUGAAAAUGCUGCAUUGUUUCUUUACAACCAGUCUUCCAACGGGAAUUUUGAUGUCAACGUAGAUGGUACAUUUUAUGAACUCAAUUAUGAGGAAACAAGCUGGAAUUCUGCCCCUGUGUGCUCUAAUGGCACAGUGCGUUUUGCGACGCAGGACACACGCUGUGUGCCUUGCACACCGGGAUGGUUUACCUAUGAUGGUGAUGCUUGUCGUCCAUGCCCACGUGGCACAUACCAGCCAGGCGAGGGCAGCACACAUUGUAUCUACUGCCCCAAGAAUGCCACCACAAAUGGUGAAGCAAAGACUAAGAUUCUUGACUGUGUUUAACUGGACAACCGAUAAACACCAAAUUAUAUAUAUAGCUUUAAUGCACUAGGGAGCUUAAAUAAGGAGCUUUUCUUAGAGAUACAUUGACAAGUCUUAAAAGUCAGUAUUUCAUUGAUGUGCUUUGCUUUUAAUGUUUAUUGAUACACAGACUAAUGCAUUUCUAAGUUCAACUAAAUAAAGUUUGAAAGUUUCUCUAGAACUAAGUAUGUAAUUCCUAUAGGCCUAAAGAAUAUAUUUAAUCAAGUGGUUUGGAUGACUCUAGUGAAACUAGGCUCGAUUUCACAAACAUCUAUAUGUUCUGUAAUGCAUGUAAAAGAACCCUGUGCACUUAUCGAAAAGAGAAGGAGUUUGCCCCGGUGUUCUUGGCUGUGGCUACUGUAUGCACCGUAGCACCCUUAUAAAUAUAAGUUGCUACAUAAUUGGUCUCAAUUCAUCUCUUCAGUAACAUAUCUUUCUGAAAGUUGGUAUAUACUCAGCGCCUGAAGGAUUCUCUUAGAAAAUGAGUGUAACUUUUUCCCAAACAUUACUUUUGAGACCACUUUUGAUCAAUUAACUGCACUAACCAGGAGCUCCAAAAUCUAUGCAAACAAAAAAUUUAAGAAAUAAGAAUAAGUUUCGGUCUGGAAAUGAGUUAUCAUUUCCAAUGGGGAAACUUUGGAGACAGCAGACUUGCUAGCUUGGAAAUGUGCACAAGCCCAUAACUUUGUAUACAAACGAUGGUCUAGCAGCUGCCACCUAUCGCUCAAAAAUCUGCUGUUGCAUGCUUCUUUGGUACAAUUCAAUAAAGCUGCUUAAGAACAGGGAGUUGCUAAGACAAACAAAUACAAGAAUAAGGUUACCAGUCAAAAUACAAUUCCACCUCUUAAAGGCACUGGAC